AUGGAUGAUAUGUUUAUAUAUGACCUGUUCGUUUGUAUUUUGGUUCUCAUCUUUGCUGCAUUGCAUUUGCCUAGUGAUGUCAUGGUGUUGGAGGAUGGGUUUGAUUUUGAAAUGAGGCAGGCAGAUUUAUUGGGCAAUAAAGUAGUCAAGGAUAGAUGUUUCACAGAGGUAUCUUCAGCUGGUCAGCUUCCCACACAGGCACGCCUCCUGUUGCUGCAAGAUCUACUGGAAAUCAAAGCCUUGAGGAGGAAAAAUAUCUCAGAAUACUUAGGGAUGGAAACUAUGUUGGCAGUUGUCUGCAAGACCUACAGUGGUGUUAAAGCACUGGAAACAUAUGAGAAAGAUGGGUCUAUAGUUACUGGUCUUGGCCUUCAUGGACUUGGAGCUUCAAUUGGGAGGCCAUUGGGUGGUCGAUUUCUUGUCAUUUGUCUUGAACAGCUUAGAUAA
This is a messenger RNA of Ilex paraguariensis (yerba mate), 447 nucleotides long. Lineage: Eukaryota; Viridiplantae; Streptophyta; Magnoliopsida; Aquifoliales; Aquifoliaceae. The record is from the annotation of a GenBank genome assembly.